GACAUUACGUUCAGUAUUUUGCAGAACGCUAGUCUCUACACACUAAACACCUCCACAGAGUCGACAUUCAGAGCUACUUUCUCGCUCACCAACAUCUAUCUACGCUGCUCGAAAAGUUAGUUAGCCACUGCUCUUCUUUGGCCACACAACACAAUGGUUGCCAGUAUCCCACCGCCAGUUUACUUUGCCGUCGGCCCCGAGCCCCACGAAGUCUGCUGCCCCUAUUGUAAACAAAAAGGAACGACUCUGACGAGGCGCUUCAUCAUGAGUUGGUGUGUACGCCGUCACUACUGUUCAUCGUGUGGCGAGUAUUUGGGCACCUAUAGGCGUCCCAAGUUGUAGAUCCGAUGAUUUGGCAGCAGCGCCACUACACCAUAGCUGUUUAUGAUUUGUUUGAAAAUAUCAUUUAUGAAUAAACUUUGUAGACCCUCCAAAGUAUUUGCAAACUUUUUACGAAUAAACAAAAAUAAUUUAUAGAUAAAA
Stomoxys calcitrans (stable fly) is the source of this 483-nucleotide messenger RNA. RefSeq lists its product as uncharacterized. Bases 154 to 342 code for a protein of 62 amino acids. The record is from RefSeq and is a predicted model, not a curated record. NCBI's taxonomy places the organism in Eukaryota, Metazoa, Arthropoda, Insecta, Diptera, Muscidae. The transcript is spliced from 2 exons.